AUUUUACCGAAAGGAAAAAGUUUCCUAAAAUCACAAUGGCUCGCAGACGCAAAAAUCGCACCCAUUUGAAGGGUGCAGGGGCAACUGCACAGCACGCAAACGACGGUGCACCUAAGUCGUUCAUCAUAAAACAUGGACAAGUGGGUUCUUCUGUCACGCAGCUUGUUCGCGAUCUGCGAAAAGUUAUGGAACCAAAUACGGCGAGUCGUCUGAAGGAACGUAACCGUAACAAAUUAAAAGACUACCUGACUAUGGCACCUACGCUGGGGGUCACGCAUUUGCUGGCUCUUACUGUCACAGACGUCGCACCCUCACUGCGCAUGGUUCGACUUCCUGCGGGACCUACUCUCAGCUUCCGUGUGGAACGAUACAGCUUGAUGAAAGACAUCUUGAAAACUUCUCGAUCCUCACGAAGCAUGGGGAUGGAGUAUCUCACUGCCCCACUGGCCGUCCUCGCUUCCUUCCCUCCACCCUCUCCCGAAACACCCCCACAUCUUCCACUGCUCAUGAAAUCCUUCCAAUCUCUUUUCCCUCCAUUAUCCCCUAACUCAAUGUCACUCUCCAACUGCCGUCGGAUCGUCCUGAUAGCAUACAACCCCGACAGAGGAACCGUCGACUUUAGACACUACAUUAUCACUGUAAAACCAUACGGCGUCUCGAAACGCGUCCGACGCGUGCUCGAAGGCGCCCCCAAAAAAUCAUCGGCCAACCUCUCUAGUGGGUUCUUGGACCUUGGAAACGAGAAGGAUGUCGCGGACUUCUUGCUAAGAAAAAGAGGGGAGCCUAGCCCAGGGAGUGACGGGUAUGAGUCUGCGGCAUCAUCAGCUUCGAGUGCUGCUGGCGAUGACGGGGAUGCGGUGUCGUUGGCGGAUGAUUAUGUUGGGCGGGGUAAUAAGAAAGGGCAAAAGAAGGCUGUUCGACUGAGUGAAGUUGGCCCGAGGAUGGAGCUCAGGCUGAUUAAAAUUUCUGAAGGCGUUCCAGGGAGGGAAGGCGCUGUGCUGUAUCAUGAAUUUGUCAAAAAAUCGAAGGCCGAAGCUGCUGCACUUAAGGCUUCUCAUGUCGCUAAGGAGAGAUUGCGAAAGCAAAGAAGGGAGGAACAAGAUAGAAACGUGCAACGGAAGAAAGCAGAAAAAGAACAAGGGUCGCGAAAGAACCAAGAGGAUCCUGAUGAGGAAGCCAGUGACGAUGAGGCUGACGAAUCUGGCCAGGAAGCUUAUGAUGGAUGGGAUGAAGACGAAGAAAUAAGUGAAGUAGGUGGCAGCGAUGAUGAACAUAGCGAAGAACCAGGGAGCGACGAAGAGGAAAGUGAGGAUGAGCCCGAAGAGAGGCCGCCUACCAAGAAAGUUCGAAUACGAGGGAAACGGUGACCUAUAAAGUAUGUUUCUCAUAUUGUUGGAGUGUAUUCACGAUGAUUCAACCAUGAGUGGGGAUACAAUAUGUAUGGAGAUUGGAUAUCAGUAUCUUGUCCUCUUCCGCUCGCGGUAGAGCGAUCUGGUGAUAUGAUCGCCACUGUCUUAAGCUUUGUUCAGAUCCUCGAGAGCGGCUCGCCUC
Molecule: messenger RNA, 1551 nt
Organism: Suillus subalutaceus
Lineage: Eukaryota; Fungi; Basidiomycota; Agaricomycetes; Boletales; Suillaceae
Product: Brix-domain-containing protein
Exons: 4
Coding region: 36-1367 (443 amino acids)
Biological process (GO): ribosomal large subunit assembly; rRNA processing
Cellular component (GO): preribosome, large subunit precursor
Molecular function (GO): rRNA binding
Source: RefSeq, a predicted model, not a curated record